This is a messenger RNA of Trichoplusia ni (cabbage looper), 615 nucleotides long. RefSeq lists its product as uncharacterized. Bases 250 to 579 code for a protein of 109 amino acids. Lineage: Eukaryota; Metazoa; Arthropoda; Insecta; Lepidoptera; Noctuidae. The record is from RefSeq and is a predicted model, not a curated record. The transcript has 2 exons.
UGGUGUUUUAAAUAUUUUUAAAGACAAUCACCACAUUCGGUCAUUCCAUGUCGUGGCGUAAACACAGAUAUUUGUUUUGAAAUGCAAAAUAUUUUUCAAACAUUACUACAUUGAUGAUUAGUUAAUUAGUUUUCCCAUGAAGUUAACUAAUUAGGUAGUUAUAUACUUAAUAAUCGGUACUUAUUACUUGAGUGGGUUUAAAAGGAGUUGUCUUGUGUUUUGGUUUAUCAUUAUAAUUUGAAAGUUGCGAUGGUGAAGUUGACGGAACCUAAUGAUCAGCCUGCGAGGGCAGUGGGGGAGCGCGGCAGUGUCCGAGGUCCUCGCAGCCACCACAACUGGGGCGCCCGCCUCGGCCGUCGAGGGAAGGUCGAGCACACCGAACCGAAGGGGCUCCUCGAACUGGAAGCUCUGGCUCAAAGGACCGUGGAAGUCAUGGAGAAGCACAGUCCGAAGUCGGAACAUAACUACCAUAAGGCUAUGGACUUGCUGCGAUUGCAAUACAAUCUUAAUUUCAUUGUGGUGUGUGAAAAAUGCCGCGGACCGCACGUCAACGACGAAAUCAUAGCUCCUGAAAGAUGACAGAAAAUUUAAUUAAAUAUUAGUAAAAUAUAUAAU